Malassezia restricta is the source of this 1854-nucleotide messenger RNA. RefSeq names its product ABC transporter. Bases 1 to 1854 code for a protein of 617 amino acids. The record is from RefSeq and is a predicted model, not a curated record. Gene Ontology annotation, molecular function: ATP binding; ATP hydrolysis activity. Lineage: Eukaryota; Fungi; Basidiomycota; Malasseziomycetes; Malasseziales; Malasseziaceae. The transcript has a single exon.
AUGUGGAGGAUUACCCCAGGUGAGACUGCAUCGUUCAUGUGGCGCCCUUGGUUGGGAUGUGUUGUGCGCCGCAGCAUCCACAGCAGCUCGCAUAAGCCCCUCUUGACUCUUACAAAAGCUCAUAUACCUGGUCUCAAAGGUACCAUUCAUGAUUAUGAGGCCAAAGUACCUUCUCUUACCUGGUCCAUUCUCGAUGGUGCUCAGAACGAGUGCUGGGCCAUCAUAGGGCCUACUUCCUCCAAUGCGGGUGCCCACGUACGACAAAAAAUCAUUGACGUGGUUCUUGGACGAUAUUCUCCACGGGCUGCUAAUACAUCCAACGUACCGCCAUCAUGUACACAUAUGCUCGACACAUUACCACGAGAGGCUGUAGCCUAUGUGCCGUUCGAGACACCAUCCGGGAAUUUUGGCGGUGAAUUUAUUGAUUAUACGACAAGAUACGGAUCGAUUCGAGACGAAGACCGCGUGACGCUUUUUGAGAGUCUGAUGGAGUCUCGUGAUGUAUAUACAGGCCUGGUGGCUCAGCUGCACAUGCGACCAGAUCCAUUGCGGCUGCACCAAGACAACACAGGCUUACUCAAAUGGAACAGCAGCUAUGAACGCGAAGAGUGUAUCAGAAAGGCGCAUGCUAUAUGCAAGCAUAUCCAAAACACGGCUCCUGCUCUUGGCUUGACGUCACUGCUUUCACGACCGCUUAUUUCACUGUCCAACGGUCAAAUGCGCCGUGCCCGAAUUCUGCGUGCCUUGAUUCAGGGAGCUGAAUGGGCCGUUCUCGAGGACCCAUUCAAAGGUCUUGAUCAGCCAUCAAGAAACGAACUCACGCGAUUGUUUGGUGAACUGCACGCUAAUCGAACCCCACGCCUGUGUCUCGUCCUUCGCGAGCAAGAUCCGGUGCCAUCUUUCAUCACACAUAUUCUCCGGGUCGAUGAACAUGGAUUUGUAACGCAACUUGGUCACAAAAGUGAGGUGCCAACUGAAAAAGAUGCUGAGUAUCCUCCUGGGAGCUACGAUAUCGUCCGACGCAAUGCGGAGCGAGGCGUUUAUACAGGUCAAAAGUCGAGCGAGCCCAUCGUGGCUAUGCGUCACGUCUCGAUUGAGUAUGAAUCCAACCCAAUCUUGCAGGAUGUAUCGCUCGAAUUGCAGCCUGGUGCAAGAAUGGUGCUAGUGGGUGAUAAUGGAAGCGGGAAAACAACUCUCUUAUCCUUGCUUCUCGGCGACCAUCCUCGUUCAUUUGCACUAAGUGAGCAACAGCUGUCAUUAUGGGGUGCAGCACGCGAUGCACCGCGCAACGCUCAUGUACUGCUGCAGCGGCGCAUAGGUCAUAUGUCGCCAGAGUUAUUCCAUGCGUUCCCUCGCAAGAGUCUCGAGGCAGGCGGUUUGACCGUGGCAGACGCGAUAGCGAGUGGCUUUGACGGUAUAUUUACGUAUCGAAGGCGCAACGAGAAGCAACUUGAGCGCGUUGCACAAUUAUUGCGCCUGUUUAGUCCAGAGCUGGUGUUUGACUCGAAGAGCAUGUCAUCUGAGAGCGUGGGCGAUCUGCCUUUCGCGAGUCUGACACACGGGUCACAGGCUGUUGUGCUAUUUCUGCGUGCCUUGGUACAUCGCCCAUCUCUGCUGAUUUUGGAUGAAGCGUUCCAAGGCAUGAGUGGUCAUCAGGUGGCGAAGACGCGCGCGUUCAUUGAUGGCACGCAGUCAUGGGUGUAUGAGGGCAUGUCCGAUACUGAGCGUGCCGUCGACAGGGCGUGGCGCGAAAAAGUCGUGAUUGUGGCCGUAAGUCACUAUGAGAGUGAAUGGCCCCUGACAUGUGGCUGCUUAUUGCGUCUGUCUCAGGGCCGUGUCAUAGAGUCGUUUUAG